AGGCCUGAUAUGGGGCUGCCUACCCGUCGUAGGCGGCUGUCAGCAUACAGUGCGAAUCGGACUCCUUCAUGCAGUCAAGCACCACUUCCAGAAGCAUAGCCCGUCCGUCCGGUGCCUCAAGCGGUGGAUAUAUACACACCCCAGGUUGGCCCUUGUUUUGACGUCGGCCCCCGCUUGUGUUGUCGGGCUUCGAAGACUGGUCAUCGCUCUGGUCAACAUAAAGACCGACUUGCAGAAGACUGCGUACUUCGCUUCCUUUGUUCCCCUCGGCUAGACUGGCCUGCCAUGCUAUCGAGUUUCCGGUCAUCUUACCAGUCGAUGACCCGCAAGCGUACCCGCGACCAGCAGAGCGUCGCGUCUAGGCUAUCCUCAUGUUCUACCUCAAGUGGGGAAGACGAAGAAGACGAUGUGAACCAUCGCGUCUACCCGAACUGGUGUGGACAUCGGCACAUAAUCCAGCGCCGCGGGUUUCGUUUGGACACAUGCCGCGACGUGAAACAGCUAUAUCAACGAUACUGGGAGAGCCUAGCAUCUCAAGGACGCUGUGCACCAAACGAUUUACCAGGUUAUCUCCGGGCGUGUAGUGGAAGGAGUGAUGAUGAGCUAUGUCCUGACGUCGGAUUGCCCGAGAACCUAUUUCGCGGUACUCGUUGCGUAGAUGGUACACCUGUGGUCAUCAAAGCGGUCCAUCUACGCAGUCGUGAAUACGAUGUCGUGCGCUACUUGUCGUCACCUCCCGUCGGCGAGCAUCCCAUGAACCACUGUAUUCCAAUUCUCGAUCGGAUCGAGAUACCUUCCGACGACAUCGCAUUCUUAGUGAUGGAGGAAUGGUCGCCGCAUCUAGAUGCCGAUCCUCCACAUACUCUCAAGGACUUCCUCGGGAUAAUACGCCAGCAUUUAGAGCACAUCGCGUUUAUGCACGCACAUCGCAUUGCGCACCUCGACAUAUCUAUCCGCAAUACGGUCACGGACAACAAGAUGCGCUAUGCAUGCAUAGACUUCGAACUGAGCCGCCGGUUUGAUACGACCAACGCGCGGAUCAGGUGCUUGCGUGCCACAGAGGUGCCUCCCGAAGUCGAGAACGGCGAAUGCUCUGACCCGUACAAGAUCGACGUCUGGGCAUCGGGCAUGUUCAUACUGAAAGCAUCGCAGCUGACUGGUUUCCAACCACCUGAGUUGCUGUCGUUCAUCACGCAUAUGCUAGACGAGGAUUCAAUACGACGACCGACAGCACGACAGGCACUAUCUGUAUUCAACAGCAUAUUCCGGACCACUGACACGAAAAUCACGAGUCGUUGACAGAGUUAGAACAUACUCAACAGUCCUGCCAGCGAGACUUAAUCGUAGCCUACAUCGCCUAUAUUAUGAUAC
Rhodofomes roseus is the source of this 1371-nucleotide messenger RNA. Its product is annotated as kinase-like domain-containing protein. The coding region runs from base 286 to 1299 and encodes 337 amino acids. The record is from RefSeq and is a predicted model, not a curated record. Gene Ontology annotation, molecular function: protein kinase activity; ATP binding. Gene Ontology annotation, biological process: protein phosphorylation. The transcript is spliced from 5 exons. NCBI's taxonomy places the organism in Eukaryota, Fungi, Basidiomycota, Agaricomycetes, Polyporales, Fomitopsidaceae.